CCACGUUCACUCCCCCUGCUGUCUAACAUCUACACAGAAGGAAAAAGAAUACCAUCUACUAAUUACUAUGCACGUCUUCCCGUGCAAAUCCCUCAGUUUUCGAACCUGACCAUGUUCACUCCUCCUGUUGCUUUCCUUCAAAAUACAGCCAGCUUUUCUUAACUGGCUUUUCAUCUCUAUAGGUUAUUGUGUUUUGUAUAUAUACAUUCCCUUGCCCCUCCCCCAGACAUCUCCAAGCUCUUGGCGAGCUUUUUUUGGGGACACCUCUCAUAGCUUACACAAAAUCUACUAGAUAUGGGUGAGAUUAAGUUCCAAGUAUACAACAAGUGCAGUACCGGGGCCAAGACGGCCCCUGCUACAAGGAGAUCUAAGCAUAGCUUCACCAACAAGUGUGCGGCCUUGGUUAAGGAGCAACGUGCUCGUAUCUACAUCCUACGCCGUUGCGCCACCAUGCUUCUUUGCUGGUAUAUUCAGGGUGAUGAUUAGCCAUCUAGCUAUAGCAUAUAUAUACUACUACUCUAGCUAUAGCUGUGACGUAUAUUUCUUGAUUUCUUUCCUUGCCCUCAUAUAAAUUAAUCUCUUACAUCAUGCACAAUAAGAGCUCCAUAUAUCUGGUCCAGUACGGUUUGGUUUCAUGGGGUAAGGGUGUGGUUGCAUAUCCGUUUUCUCAAGCUACACAGAAUUUUCUCCUUGUAAGUGCAACAGUUCCCUCUUUUUUUUACCUGAUUGGAAAGCAAUCCAUAUCGGGUUUCUGGGGGCACAGACCAUAGGAGAUCGGUUAAUUUUUACUGCUGCACUCUUUCCUUUUUCACCACCCAACUGGUUCAUCGAGUAUAUAUGAAGAUCAAUGGAGCUGAUUAGGAGAUCAAUUAAUAUAAUAUGGGGGGACACGUCUCUCAAUCUUUUUUUUAUGACUGUCAAAGGUUGUUUGUUUGCCUGUUGAUGGAAGCCUUAAUUACUGUAACCUGUACUGCUGUUCUUUUUUACCUGGUGUCUCCCUCUGAAUUAAUCAAUCUUUUUUGGGAAGUAACAUGCUCUAAGUUUGUAACAACCAGCAAAGAAUAUGAGGGAUGAUUGUAAGUUGUAAUUGCUGAGUUGAGUUUGUAACCCUGGAUCAUCUGUACUAUUUUCUAUCAUGUUCACUUUGAACUGAGUCUCUGUGAUGUGAUCUUUGUACAGAGCUCAGUUCACACGCCACCUACUUCUUUGUACGUGAACAUGGAAACUGUUGGCAACUAAUAAGAUUUGUGAUCAAAUACA
Messenger RNA from Populus trichocarpa (black cottonwood), 1260 nucleotides. RefSeq names its product small polypeptide DEVIL 22. The record is from RefSeq and is a predicted model, not a curated record. The transcript has a single exon. Lineage: Eukaryota; Viridiplantae; Streptophyta; Magnoliopsida; Malpighiales; Salicaceae. Bases 295 to 486 code for a protein of 63 amino acids. Gene Ontology annotation, biological process: negative regulation of cell population proliferation.